AUGGGUCGUGUCAGAACUAAAACCGUUAAGAAGGCUUCCCGUGUCCUCAUCGAAAAGUACUACCCACGUCUUACUCUCGAUUUCCAAACCAACAAGAAGAUCUGUGAUGAAGUCGCUGUUAUCCCAAGUAAGCGUCUCAGAAACAAGAUUGCUGGUUUCACCACUCACUUAAUGGGUCGUAUCCAACGUGGUCCAGUCAGAGGUAUUUCCUUCAAGCUUCAAGAAGAAGAAAGAGAACGUAAGGAUCAAUACGUUCCAGAUGUUUCUGCUCUUGAAAAGCAAGUUGAAAUUGACGAAGAUGUUGAAGCUCUUCUCAAGGCUAUGGGAAUGGAAGAUAUUCCAAAUGUCGUUGUUGGUCAAAA
This is a messenger RNA of Mizuhopecten yessoensis (Yesso scallop), 362 nucleotides long. Its product is annotated as 40S ribosomal protein S17-B-like. The record is from RefSeq and is a predicted model, not a curated record. Gene Ontology annotation, biological process: translation. The transcript has a single exon. Gene Ontology annotation, cellular component: ribosome. NCBI's taxonomy places the organism in Eukaryota, Metazoa, Mollusca, Bivalvia, Pectinida, Pectinidae. The annotation marks the transcript as partial. Gene Ontology annotation, molecular function: structural constituent of ribosome.